This is a messenger RNA of Knipowitschia caucasica, 783 nucleotides long. Lineage: Eukaryota; Metazoa; Chordata; Actinopteri; Gobiiformes; Gobiidae. The record is from the annotation of a GenBank genome assembly.
AUGCUGCUGUGCGCGUGCGUGCUUCUGCUGUUGGCCGCAGCCUGCGGAGCGUCCUACGUGCCGUGCGAACCGUGCGACCAGAAAGCGCUGUCUCUGUGUCCGCCAGUGCCCGUGGGCUGUCAGCUGGUCAAGGAGCCGGGCUGCGGCUGCUGUCUGACGUGCGCGCUCGAGGAGGGCCAGGCGUGCGGCGUGUACACGGGACCGUGCACGCGUGGGCUCCGCUGUCUGCCCAAGAACGGAGAGGAGAAGCCUCUGCAUGCACUGCUGCACGGCCGCGGCGUGUGCGCCAACGAGAAGCUGUACAAGCAGCGGUACGGGGCCAAAGACUCUCUGGACGCCCGGAUGACCGUGCCCGAGAGCGUGCCCUCCAUCGCCAAGGUGCCCUUAUAUGGACUGGACCACAUUAGCAGCCGCAAAGCCCAGGCCAUGAAGCAGGCCAACGACCGCCGGAAGCAGUUGGCCCGCUUGGGUCAAGCCAGCCACAUGGACCAGCCCAUGCUUGGGAUAAGCAAGACCGACCCAGAGUUUGGGCCCUGCAGGAGGAGGCUGGACCACCUGAUCCAGAGCAUGAAGGAUGCAUCUCGGGUUUUCGCGCUCUCCCUUUAUCUGCCCAACUGUGACAAGAAGGGAUUUUUCAAACGCAAACAGUGCAAGCCUUCCCGCGGCCGUAAACGUGGCAUCUGCUGGUGCGUGGACAAGUUCGGCGUUAAAAUCCCGGGGAUAAACUACGCGGGCGGCGACCUGCAGUGCAAAGACCUGGACAAUACCAGCAUCAACGAGUGA